Messenger RNA from Protobothrops mucrosquamatus (brown spotted pit viper), 3225 nucleotides. It is a transcript of the gene FNDC4, whose product is annotated as fibronectin type III domain containing 4. Lineage: Eukaryota; Metazoa; Chordata; Lepidosauria; Squamata; Viperidae. The record is from RefSeq and is a predicted model, not a curated record. The coding region runs from base 1 to 660 and encodes 219 amino acids. The transcript has 6 exons. Gene Ontology annotation, molecular function: protein binding.
AUGGCUCCAAUUCCCACGUACCUCAACCCGGCCGCCGUCCUGGUCCUGGUCAGCUGCGACCUGUGCCUUGUGCGCGCAAAUCGGCCCCCAUCGCCUGUCAACGUGACUGUCACACAGCUGAAGGCAAACUCAGCCACCGUCUCCUGGGAUGUGCCAGAAGGAGACGUCAUAAUUGGCUAUGCCAUUUCACAGCAGCGACAAGAUGGGCAAAUGCAACGAUUCAUCCGGGAGGUGAACACCACAAACAGGGCCUGUGUACUCUGGGAUCUGGCAGAGGAUGCAGACUACAUCAUUCAGGUCCAGAGCAUUGGCCUCCACGGAGAGAGUCAGGCUAGCAAGAGAGUCCAUUUUCGCACGUUAAAGCAAAGUGACCGACUUCCGUCCAACAGUUCAAACCAAGGAGACAUCACAAUGGAGGGCCUGGACAAAGAGCGGCAGCUGCAGACGGGGGAGAUUAUUAUCAUUGUGGUUGUGCUGCUUAUGUGGGCAGCUGUGAUCGCACUCUUCUGCAAGCAAUAUGACAUCAUUAAGGACAAUGAUUCCAACAAUAAUAAAGAGAAGACCAAGCCUUCCUCAGAACAUAGCACUCCAGAGCGGCCCACGGGGGGGCUACUACGUAGCAAGAAGAAAUCACCAUCUAUCAAUAUCAUUGAAGUAUAGCUGUUGCCACACAGGCUCGAAGCACUCCAGAAGGCUGCUGGAACAUUGCUGGGCCCUGGGUCUGGCUCUUCACCUGCAUGCAAAGAAUUAAAGCUUCUUGCCCUGAAGGAGGGAUCUGCAUGGAGCCAGCUGCCAAGACAAGGUGCAUGUAGAAGCUGGCCUCUAACUAACCUCUCGUCCUGAAGUUGUAAUAGAAACAAGUCUGGGCCGCAAGGAACAGCCAGCUGCAGAAGCCUUCAAACCAGCAGCAGGAAGCACCAUGAAGUGCUAACCUGGGAACAGACUUCAGUGAAGACUUCCUUCCUGCUGACGUGGGAAGCAGCAUUAUACUGGGCCACAUUUUCUUUCAACCCUGAAUGAGAACCUAAAGCAUGGCCUGCAGUCCUAAAACCCAGGCUCCAUGUCUCCAGCAAGUGGCAGAGAAACAAACUGCAUCUUGAAAUGAAUAACGGAUACAAGGAACCCAAAGGUUUUCAACCUAUCCAGUAGUCUGCUUUCAUCAAGGAGUGGAGAAAAAGAUGAACUCUAGAUUGUCCUUAUCACCCCAUCCCAACCAUUAGUGAGAAUUUAAUUUCAGAGCCUAUUCAGAAAAUAUCAUGUUACUCUGAAGAGCAGUAGAAGGAAGCAGCAUCAUUGUGAGCUUCUAGAGUUACCUUCUCUUUCAGAGUACUUACCACCUACUAUCAGAAUUGCCAUAAGCUAUCAGUUCUUUGUAAGGUCGUUUUGCUCCUGUAAUCUCCCUUGUGCCAACAACUCUUGUGCCAUACAAUGUGCCAAAUAUCCCCAAAUCUAUACCCCAAUUGAGAAGGCUAUUCCCUAUUCCUGUGCCUCUAUCCCUCACCAGAACCACAAAGGGAGGAGCUGAAAGAAUGUCGUCUUACAUACUAGGGGAAGAGCCACAUUUAUACAACAUUCUCAGCAGCUGGCAUUUCCUAUUUGUAACAAGGCUCUUAGUCAAAUUGGUAAUGCCAGCAGAGAAUCAGAUCUCAUUCCCAAAACCAAGCCUGAAACCAGGAAGCAGCCAUAUGAAUCACCAGUGGCACAGAAAUACCAGCAGCAUUCCUUGUCUUCCAAGAAUCCUAGCCAUUCCUCAGCUAAGAGUAUUGCGCUCUAGACAGUAGAGCAGGGCAUGAUUGCAUAGGAGACUAGAAGAGCUAUGGAACCAGCAUCCAUUUAUCCUUCACAUGUUACUGACUGUAGGGUCAGGCAAAUGUGCCAUUCAGGUAUUUUCCUAUAAAAAAUGCUGACACACAUGAAAAAUGAGGCAGAAUUGCCUUGUACGUUGGUAAGAGUGAAAAUUUUCACUGCUGGUGAAUUCUCUAGCUAGUGGUCAUAGCUGAGCUGGUAUCUGAAAUCAUAUCAACAUUUACAUUUGACUAAACUAAGCCAAUUGCAUUGCCCUAACACAGAGAACGAUCACAUACUGCUUUUUAUAGCAUUAAAGCCACAGACAUAUAUAGUUAUCCCCUCCUAUCGUCUCUUUUGGUUACAACAUACUGGAAAAAAAUCUUCUAGUGAAUUUAAAACCUAAGAAAUAAAAUCCACAUCUGUGUUUACAUAACAGAUGCCCCAAAUAACCAACAUUUCAUCCCAAUCAUUUAUACAAAGACAUAUUAGUUUGUGGUUCAGCAGGAAGAGCAAACCUGCAAAAUGAGACUGAACCACAGUUUGCUCAGUCAUGGAUAAUCAUAUCCUUAGAAUGUAUUUAAUAUUAGAGUCAAAUAACUUUUAUUUCCAAAAGGCAGGAGAAACUUUUGGCUUUGGCUAUGAGGGUCUACCUAAAACAAGUCUCAAAACUGGAAAGAAAAAAGGUACAUUCAUUAUAAUGACCAUACUUGUGUGCACACACUCUUCUCUAGGAAUUGCUUCAAACAGACCAGCUGAAAUGUAUUGUAGCAGAUGUGUGGGGGGGGGAAUUGCUUGGUCCACAACAUAUGUUUUAGUCCCAAACAGCUUGACCGAGCAUCUCCUUUUUGGCCUCAAGUAAUGAGAAUGACUUGAAAUCGAGAGUUGAUAAGGAUGUUCAUUAACAAACCCCAUUCAUUGUUUUAUUGCUUCAAAGUACCCAGUAACAUAUAGUAUAUACAAUUUCUUGAUCCCCUCCUGGAAGCAAGUGUCCAUGCUGAGACUAAAGGAUUUAUCAGAACUCUGAAAGAUCCAUAAGUUUCCUCUCCUGUAAAGACUCAAAAGACUGAUACCUAAGAGGAGCAAUUAGAGAGGAAAUGUAAAAAGACCUCACUGAAGAAGAAUCAACUCUGCUUGGAGACACUAACAAAGACCAAACAAUUUCAUUUCAUGUAGACCGAGAGAUACCAUGACACAGUCAAAGGCCAGAUGCUGCUUCUGCCCCUCCAUCAGAAUGGUGAAGAAAAUAGAGAAGUAUUUUUUCUAGGGAGAAAGCAAACUUUGUGAUAUGGAAUAUUAUGCAGGAAUUGACUCCCAGGGGACAGCCUUCCCAACACCUCCCUCUCCCUUGUUCAUCAAUCUAAGAUGAAGCAAUUGGAAGAAAAAAUGCCCAAAUACAACUGUAGAAAUAUUUAUUUACCUUUAAAAAUGACAUUAAAA